Messenger RNA from Trichomonas vaginalis G3, 687 nucleotides. Its product is annotated as ring finger protein 212B family. Gene Ontology annotation, biological process: homologous chromosome pairing at meiosis; reciprocal meiotic recombination; protein sumoylation. Gene Ontology annotation, cellular component: synaptonemal complex. Gene Ontology annotation, molecular function: SUMO transferase activity. The coding region runs from base 1 to 687 and encodes 228 amino acids. The transcript has a single exon. The record is from RefSeq and is a predicted model, not a curated record. NCBI's taxonomy places the organism in Eukaryota, Parabasalia, Trichomonadida, Trichomonadidae.
AUGAGCGAAUUUGUAAAUCAAUGGGUUCGCUGUAAUUCAUGCUUCAGGAACUUUGAUUCCGACGGUGGCAUGCUAACUAGUUGCGGUCAUUUCUUUUGUAAUAGACCAGAAUGCAGAUUAAAUUGUAAAGUUAACGAAAAAAUUACAUGCCCAAUAUGCAAAUCUACUUGCAGCUGCAUAUCACUAUCGCAAACAUUACCAGAUGAUGUCUUACAGUACUUCGAAGACCCUGAAUUUCUCCUUUCGAAAACCCUUGACGUAAUUAGAUUCCAAAAUCAGCAGAAAGACCUAUCAAGGGCACAUUUCGAACAGCAAGAACAGAAGAUUCGCGAAUUACAAGAAGUUAUUGACGACAUUCGCUCCGAAAAUCAGAAAUUAAAGAACGAAAUUACUAAAAUUAAGAUCCCAGAGAGCAGAAUCGAGAACGAACCUGUCAUGAUUAAAGAGAACAUUGCAAAACAAAUCACUACAUCCAAGAGGCGUGCAAAAAAUCAAGAUCAAUUUACUAUUCAAACAGAAUCCCAAGUUGUUGCCCCAUCUGUACAAGCAAACAAUACUAAGACGAUUACUACAACACAGCGCUCUUUCCAGCCAUCAAAACUGUUCACGCCAACUUUGGCAAGCCGUCUUCAAGGUUUGACAGGGAAAAAGCUCUAUGAUAACCUAGGAACUGAUAACAACCAGUAA